This is a messenger RNA of Diachasma alloeum, 2874 nucleotides long. RefSeq lists its product as uncharacterized. The transcript has 6 exons. Lineage: Eukaryota; Metazoa; Arthropoda; Insecta; Hymenoptera; Braconidae. The record is from RefSeq and is a predicted model, not a curated record. The coding region runs from base 1 to 2874 and encodes 957 amino acids.
AUGGUGAAUCUCGAUGAUGGACAUCGUCGGUGUUCGGACGCCUCACCCGAGAUAUCAAUGCCCCAAGCCAAAACACGUGAUCCAAGUCCGGAUGUGAUGAACAGUGCUCUGAGGUCAGGUCGGUCUUUCCAUCUCGAUGAUUGCGCCAUUUCCCUCGAUGACGAAAAGGACAAUGUAUCUGAAUUCUCCAGGGCUCCUAUGCAUUAUGAUAUGGAAGAUGAUCAAAGUGACGUUGAUCCAUCUGUAUCGAAACGGAGCUCACCACAGACGUUUUUAGCAGCUGCAGCCGUGAUGCAACCUAAGCUCGUCGCAAGGCCAUUCAACCCUGAUAGACCUCAGCUGUGGUUUGCUCAACUGGAGACCCAGUUUACCGAUCUUGGAAUAGUGACGAAGAUCGAUAAGUAUAAUAAAACUGUUCCGCUAAUUGAUACGGUCUAUGCAGCAGAGGUCGAGGAUCUCAUUAUUGCUAGACCAGUUAAUACCCCAUACCAAACAUUGAAGAAUGAAUUAAUUCGAUGUUUUACCACGUCAAGGUCAAUGAAUUUAUUACGACUGCUGGACAAUGAGAAUCUUGGAGAUCGUACACCCUCGAAGCAUCUUAGGCAUUUAAAGGCUCUGGUUCCAGGUGUCGAUGAGGAGGUCUUAAAGACACACUGGCUGUCUCACCUUCCGGAGCAGACUAGAGCGACGCUUACUGCCCAGGUUGACGCUUCGUUGGAGAACCUGGCGAAACUGGCUGAUAGGGUCCAUGAGGUCUUUCAACCUCAUCAGACUUCAGCUAAUUCGGCCUCGUCGGGUAAUGUGGUCAACUCUGCGCUUCGUGAUGAGCUGGAGAGUUUGAAGGCUACAGUAGCUGCGAUGCAGCUGCGUGAGUCGCGUUCUCGCUCAAGAGGGCCACCCAAGUGCCUUCCGGGUUGUCGGUCCACCAAGGCACAGUACCUAGUGGAUACCGGUUCCGACGUUUCAGUGUGUCCUCGCCGGGUGCACACUCGAAAAAGGGACGCGUCUGGUUAUCAGCUGUUCGCAGCCAACAACACUCUGAUCAAUACUUAUGGCUACAUACCGAUCCUGCUCGAUCUUGGCCUGCGCAAGGAAAUCAAGUGGCGUUUUGUUGAAGCUGGUCAGCUUCAAGACGGACAGCUGGUUAAAUUCGAGUCGUUCUCAGUCAGACUCCAGACGAUUGAAGAGGAUUCAUCUUAUGUAGCCCUACUGAAGAAGUUUCCUGCCAUAAUUAAGCCGGAGGGACUCCUUCGAAACAUCAAGCAUAUGACGCAACACCACAUUAGGACUACACACGGCCCACCAGUAUCGGCCAGACCAAGACGUUUGCUACCAAAUAAGCUGGCUAUAGCAAAGGCUAAGUUUUCGAAUAUGCAGAAGCUUGGCAUCGCUAGGCGCGGUCAGGGACCAUGGUCUUCGCCUCUGCAUUUGGCUCCUGAGAAUAAUGGAGAAUGGAAACCGUGUGGUGAUUACCGGGGCCUGAAUGAUCGGACGAUCCCGGACAAGUAUCCCGUUCGCUACCUUGAGGAUUUCGCCGCAAAUCUUUACGGAUCCACGAUAUUUUUGACUAUCGAUCUCGUGAAGGCGUUUAAUCAGGUUCCGGUAGCAGCUGAAGACAUCCAGAAAACGGCCAUAAUAACUCCUUUUGGGCUAUUCGAGUUCCCGUUCAUGACUUUCGGUCUGCGCAACGCUGCUCAGACGUUUCAGCGUUUAAUCGAUGAAGUCACAAGGGAUCUGCCGUUUCUAUUUCCGUAUAUCGACGAUAUUCUCGUCGCCUCUGAGACACCUGAGCAACAUCUAGAUCAUCUGAGGCAACUGUUCCAACGUUUGGAGUAUUUCGGUCUGGUGGUAAAUGUAGCGAAGUCUGUCCUUGGCAAACCGGCGGUGGUUUUCCUUGGGCAUACCAUCAACGCACAGGGGAUCAAGCCCCCUGCGGACCGGGUAAGAGCGAUUCUCGAAUAUCCAAAACCUUCUAACGUUAAGUCUCUCCGCAGAUUUCUUGGUGCUCUCAAUUUUUACAGAAAGUUUAUGAAAGGGGCUGCAGAAAUUCUCGCUCCUCUCAACGCAGCACACAGGGGACCUGCCGUUAAAGGAAAGCAUCCGGUGGAUUGGACACCGGAGAUGGAGGCUGCUUUCGAUGCAAGCAAAAGGGCACUGGCUGAAGCCACUCAUCUGUCACAUCCGAACGUGCACGCUGAGUGGGCUGUGUUCACCGACGCAUCGGAUCACGCAAUUGGCGCUGUCCUUCAACAACGACAUCAGGAUGGUUGGCAGCCACUCGCCUUCUUCAGCAAGAAGCUUGCUCUCUCCGAACGUCAUCAUGCGACUUACGAUCGAGAGUUAGAAGCGAUUUACGAGAAACCGGAUAAGGCAACACCCUGGCAGUGUAGAAGACUGGAUUUCAUUGGCCAGUUUACGUCUGAUAUCGUACACGUGGCUGGCGAUGAUAACGUGGUAGCUGACGCUUUGUCUCGUAUCGAGGCAGUGUUCCAGGCGAUCGACAGUCAACAACUCGCUCAAUCACAGCGAGAAGAUCCUGAACUUCGCCAGCUGCUUGAAGGUAACAACAACAACAGUCUUAAUUUACAGCUAUUCCGCUUCCCAGGUUCGGACAUUAGAUUGUACUGCGACGUCUCAGCGUCGGGCACGAUUCGUCCACAGGUUUACACGGUAUCCAGAGGUGGUGCCACUACCGGACAUCAGGACAGAAACAGUAGUUCGUGCACUUCUCUAUCACUAGAUCGCAAGGUUUGGAGUACCUCUCAGGAUCACAUCAGACAGAGGAGGCCAGUUUAUCGCGGACAUUUACCGACGUCUGACAGAGAUGUUGGGAAUUUGACGCAAGCUUACUACGCCAAUUCAUCCCCAGGCUAA